UCCUCUCACCAUGGCAUUCCUAUACAAUUUUUUUUUUCCUUUUUGAUUAUGUAUUUUUUAUUUUCUCUUUGGCAUAUUCCACCAAUCCUGGUGCUGAUUGAGGGUUUGAUCCGAGGAAUUCAGUGAUACAUUGAACAGUUAUGGAGACACUGUCCUUGUACACUAGUAACAUGAAGAAGGUAACAAUGUCUAAGUCACCAUACACAAGCUGUGACAAAUGCACCGUGUCACUCCAACCCUUGAGGUUUAGUGAGUGAAGUUAUUAUUAACAAAGACUCCAUAAGGUUACAACACCACACUAGUAAUAUACUGUAUAUUGAAGCUGUGAGUUCUUCCGGAUGCAAUGGAUUUUCUCAGAGAUGUUCUUGUUGUGUGGCUUCUUGCUCAGUCAAUGUUCUGCACAGGACAAGAAGAAGAUAAUUUCGUCUUUGUGAUUCUGAACCAAGAGUCGUCUUUGCAUUACAAUGCUGCUCAACAGUUGGCCUCCAACAUUAGUUUACAGUCCAAGCAGCUUGGUGUACCGUGCGUAGUCCAUGUAUCGUCAGAAGACUGGCCCACCCUGGCUACCUGGACAUAUUUUCCUCUCCUGGAGAGGCUGAGUGACCAGCAUGGUAGUAAUAGCUCAUGGGUGGUGCUGUUGGAGGAAUGGACCACAGUCAGGUUGGAGAAACUCCUAGGCAUCCUCCAGCAUUAUUCUCCCACCCUACCUCUGUUUAUUGGGCGAGCAGUGAAAGACCGAGAGGAGACCAUAAUUCACCAUUUUGCACGUGUGGACCAUGAUCAUCCCUUCCUCUACCCAGACUCACGAGCAGGAAUGGUCCUAUCUGUACCACUGCUUAACAGGCUUGCUCAAAGAUGGUCCAACACUUCCAUGCAGAUUAGCUCAGACUUCACAAUAGAUGCCCAGUAUGAGUUUGCAAAAUUUGUCCAGUCAUGUGAAACUGAGCUGAGCCACCAUGAAGGUUUUUGUAUGCAAGAAAAGCCAGGAUGUGCUGUGGUGUUUAACCCAACCAGAAAGUGUGAAGAAGUGGUACAAGCACAUGAUAUUCAUUUUGCUGUGAAGAGUUGCACACAAUUUCAUGCAGAGCGUCUGCCCAUUAUUCAAGCCACCUGGUUGAAGGAUGCCACCAACUAUGCCAUCUAUAGUGAUGUUGAAGAUGCAGCUUUUGGGACAGUGUCACUGGGGAUCCCAAACACUGAGAGAGGUCACUGUGGCAAAACUAUGGCUAUCAUCCGUCGGGUGGCACAACUUACCUCUGUCCAGUGGCUGGCUGUGGUAGAUGAUGACACCCUUAUCAGUGUUUCUCGUCUUCGUACUCUGUUGUCAUGUUAUAAUUCAAAAGACCUCGUAGCUUUAGGCGAGAAAUACGGUUAUGGGGCAACAACCGCGCGAGGAUACAGCUACAUUACAGGCGGAGGAGGCAUGAUCUUCAGCAAAACUUUGGUGGAGCAGCUUGCAAAGCCUGGCAUGUGUGAAUGUCCCAGCAAUGACAUUCCAGAUGACAUGUUCCUUGGAAUGUGUCUCAAGCAUGCCUCGGUUCCUAUCAUCCAUUCUUCAUUAUUCCAUCAGGGUCGGCCUGUGGAUUAUCCAGAGGAGCUGCUGGAAGGAGAGUUGCCUGUAUCAUUUCACAGAUAUUGGAUGCUGGAGCCAAUGCAAGCGUUUGCUCGUUGGCUUGACGACAAUUCACCUGCUGGGGAUUCCUCUUCAGAUAUUCACAGUGAACUGUAGGUGUUUCUCUAAGAUGCCCUACCCAUUAAGCAUUCAUCUAGAUACAGCACUUAUUUUAGGUUAUCAGUAAACGUGUUGAAAGCUGGUAGUAAAAUAGAUUAAGAUAUUGCCUGCACAAAGAAGAAGUGUCAGUCAUUAGUACAGUAUAUUUAAUAAUAAAUUAGCACCUUGAUUAACUUGUGUUGCUGUUAUUUCAUUAAUGGGGGAUGAGUGCUAAACCCAUAGGGAUCAUGCAGCACCUGGAAGACUGGGAGGUAAUCAGGUUUGAGCCCCCAAAAAAAGAUUAGUCCAUUUCAUUGGAUCAAAUCCCCUCAGUGGCAUCAAGGCACCUCCAAUAAGGGAUUUGUUUAACAGCUGAUAUUCUCGCCACGUUUAAUAUUGCAGUACCAGUUCCUAUCAAAGGAGGUUCUUUGAUGCUAGUGAAUGGACUCUUCAUACAAGGAAUUGGACUUUCCUCCCCCUUGGAUUUAACCUGAACACCUCCCAUUUUUGCAGGCAGUGUGACCCCUGUGGGUUUAACACUCCCCUAUGAAAGUAAUAACAUAGUACUAGUUAUAGUGGUAUACUAUACUUUGUUUUUAUACUUUUCAUUAAUGAGUUCAUCACCUCCCCAUGGUAUAAUCAUGACCCUUCAUGGGAGGUUCCUUGAUGCUGGUGAGGGACUUGAUUGGACCUGGGCUCCAAUUCCUUGACUAGUGUGAAUACAUUUCCCUAGGCACUGUCCCCUGUGGGUUUAGUGUUUCACCCAUAAAUGAAAUGUAAUAUGUAAUCAUGCAGAAAUGCUAAACCUGCAAUAGUUAUACAGUACCUGGGGAAUGGAAGGUAGUCAGAUUUGAUCCAAGGAAAGAAAGGGUAUCUCUUGAUCUAAGGAAUCAGUGUCAUGACAGUAUUAAAUUAACACUCAUUAAAAAGUUAAUGUAAGAAAGUGUUUAAAGUACUGAAUAACCAGAUGGUUUUAGUUCUUUGCAAAUAAAACACACACACUUCAAGUGGAGUUCCUAGAUUCUGGUGAAGGGUUCUUGAUCUAAGGAACUAAGCUAUUCUUUUCCUUGGAUCAAAGCCCAUUUGCCUCAAGAGAAGCACUGUAUGCUUCCUAUGAGCUUAAUGUUCUCAAUUAGUAAAGCAAGGCUAGCACAGUUAUUCAUCAUGCUAGCCACAAAUGUCAAUAUAUAGAUUUUAGGUGUUGCUUGAAAAUAAUUGUUUUAUUAUUUUAAUGUAAAUUCUAAAAUAUAUAACAAUAUAUCUAUAAAUAUAUACAGUAAAUAACUGGCAAAACAAUUAUGCUAUAAAUAAUUUUAAUAAACAUCAUAAUAAUACAACAGCAACAUUUAUAGGAAUAGAGGAAUGAUAAGUAGCUGUAGUCUAUCAGCACAACUCUCAGUAUUAUGGACACAACACCAUCAAUGUGUUUUUGGCUGUGCUUAUUAAAAAAUAAAUGCUAUUACAACAAUGACUAUAGCCUCCAACAUCCUGGCCUGGUGCAUUAUAGGAUAUUGUGUAAAUUUUUACAAAUUAGGUGUUGGCCAUUACCCAAUAUUUUUUACAAACUAGAGUAUAUUACCCCUAAUUAAUGAACAUUGAUAAGGCUUGUCACAAGCCUAUGUAUACUGUAUUACAAAUAAAGUGACUUGUAUACACCAGAA
Messenger RNA from Cherax quadricarinatus, 3372 nucleotides. RefSeq names its product beta-1,3-glucosyltransferase. Lineage: Eukaryota; Metazoa; Arthropoda; Malacostraca; Decapoda; Parastacidae. Gene Ontology annotation, molecular function: acetylglucosaminyltransferase activity; N-acetylgalactosaminide beta-1,3-galactosyltransferase activity. The record is from RefSeq and is a predicted model, not a curated record. Gene Ontology annotation, cellular component: membrane.